Molecule: messenger RNA, 2227 nt
Organism: Harpegnathos saltator (Jerdon's jumping ant)
Lineage: Eukaryota; Metazoa; Arthropoda; Insecta; Hymenoptera; Formicidae
Product: endocuticle structural glycoprotein SgAbd-8
Exons: 2
Coding region: 421-816 (131 amino acids)
Cellular component (GO): chitin-based extracellular matrix
Molecular function (GO): structural constituent of chitin-based larval cuticle
Source: RefSeq, a predicted model, not a curated record
GAGGGUGCGCUGCGGAAUUUCCGGGAGGACUCGUGCGGGGACGUUUUCCCGACUUUCCCGGCGCGAAAGUUUUCAAGAAGGCGUUCCUUUGUGGUGCGCGUCGGUCUUAUAAUAGGAUUCGAACCGGUAUCAGCGAGUUGGCAUUUGAGGCAACAUGCCGACGAUACCCGCCAUCAGUACAGAGCAUUGCUAUCUAUAAAAGGAGGAUGCGGUGGAUGAACGCCCGUCAGUAUUCUUGUGCACGCAAUAUCUGGCAAACCGAGGCAGUUGAAGCGAGAGGAUUCGGAGUCGCCUGCUGAUCGAGUCUAAAAGUGCGUCUUCGUAACGACUGCCUCUCUUCGAUAAUCGCCCGAAAGAGAUAGAGAGAGAGAAAGAGAGAGAGAGAGAGAGAGAGAGAGAGAGAGCGAGAGAGAGAGAAGGAUGAAUCCGCGCGCAAUUAUCUUGCUGAGCCUGGCGGCGGUAAUAUCGGCGGCGAACGAGCCGAUAGCCAUCGUCAGGCAGGAGCAGGAUAUCAGUCCGGACGGCAGCUACUUCGCACGGUGGGAGAGCGCCAACGGGAUCACCUUCGAGGAGCAGGGCGUGCAGAAGAACACCGGGCAGAAGGACGAGGCCGAGGAGGUGCGCGGCUCGGCGGCGUGGACCGCGCCCGACGGACAGAAGAUUAACAUCGGAUGGCUGGCCGACGAGAACGGCGCCACGUUCCAAGGCGCUCAUCUGCCGACCCCGCCGCCCCCGCCGGAAAUUCCGCCCGUCAUCCAGCGCGCCCUCGACUGGAUAGCCGCUCAUCCCUACAAGGAGGAGAGAAACAAAGUGUAAUCAGCGCUGCGACGACACGCCUUAUCACGCGGACUCGUCGAACGUUUGCGCGUUCAUGUAUCGCAUCAAUACGUUCGGCUCGAUGUCUGUUGUAAAAAAAGGGAGACGAGAGAGAGAGAGAGAGAGAGAGAGAGAGGGAAAUUUGUAUAAAAAUUCGAUACACCAAAGGGGAAGAAAGCUGUAGUUUUUAAUAUCCGAUUCCUCUCUCGUGAGCGCAACGAACUCGCGCGCGUUCGGCCGACGAUCGAGUAUACGCGGGCUUGAUCGAGAUAAUCUUGGCGGGAUAUGUGAUAGAUGCGAUAUCGAGAUAUGUUAACGGAGAUGAGAGGCUCACCUUUUCCCGUGGAUCCUCGUUGAAACUGAUAUCAAUUUACUCCAACGUGCGCCAUCAGAUCAUUCGGAAAUGAUCAUCCUCAUUGAUUAUCCUAUCUUUGGGAACAAUCGUGAUUAAUUGUGUCCUUGCAAAUUUCACAGUUUAUCGCGUCUACCUCCGCGUCGCAAUCAUUCCGAUGCAACACGGAAUCGGUCCGCUUUAGAAUCGCGCCAUUUGCUGAUUUGCCUCUCUGACACGGUGAAAAGAUUUUCCGCGAACGCCGUUGAAAAGAUAUCGCUGCCUCUCUCAAUGACGCUUUUCGAAUAGCUAAGCAAUUAAAGCGCUUGUUUGCCCUCUUGCGACGUGCCAGCAUUUGCUUCGCUUACUUUCUUAGAAAAUUUGAGAGAGAGAGAGAGAGAGAGAGAGAUUCUCUGCCCGAGAACGGAGCUGCUUGACAUGAGAGUGGCAAACUCGUCAAACUUGGGCGUGGACGCGUGGUUAUGGAAAAGUCGGGGUCAGAAAUAGUCAUUACGACGGCAGCGACGGACGAAUCGUUGCGUAAACGAGCGAUAGCGAAAGUUGCCGCAUUGUCAACCACUGCUGUUCAGAACCGGAGACAACAACGGCCCGAGGAAUGCGGCAAUUAAGGUGUGAGGAUGCAGUCGCGAAGAGGAUCAAUCACGACGUCGCUUUUGUCCAAGACUAAUAUCCAUUAAUAUCAAUUAAUAUGCCAAUAAUAUUAAUAUAUUCGAUACUCGAUACGACGAGAGCGCAAAAAUAAAUUCACUCGAAAAGCGAACAAGACUUAUCUUCCAAUUGAUAUUUAUUUUCGUACAACUUGGAGCUUCCAAGUGAUAUUUACAAUUAGGAAAUAGCUCAAAGUGUAUGGAAUCAAGUGGGUCUUUAAGUGAAUCCCAUUUAACGAGACACGUAUUAUUUAAAAAGGAUGUAUUAAUUGACAGCAAUUAAUAUCAUUCAGUCGAGCUACGCGAGCGAACAGCCAAGAGAGUCGAUUCAUCUCUCUCUCUCUUUCUCUCUGCAUAUUUCCUGCUUUUUAAUUCACCAGAGCCUUCUUCGUUUCGCGUCUUUUUCUCUACG